UUCUCUCUGCCCCUCUCUCUCACCCUCCUUCCCCCCAUUCUUCUUCUCUCCUCUGAGACUUCUCUUCUUCAUCUAAAAAGCCUUCCGUAUAUCGUCUUCAUCUUUAGAUCUCACUUCUUCUAUAAGAUUACAUAUCAUUCAAAUUUAAAGAUGUUGCAAGAUAUGUGGAAUGCUCCGCCUGGUUUCAGACCCACCAAGUCUGCCCCUUCCUCACCAGCCAAGCCUCUUGGAGUUUUGAGGACCCGGUCCGAGUCGUUUCAUGUGACUCACAAAGUCCCAGUAGGCGACACUCCUUAUGUUAGAGCCAAGAAUGUUCAGCUGGUGGAUAAGGAUCCAGAAAAGGCGAUCCCACUAUUUUGGGCUGCCAUUAAUUCUGGGGACAGAGUGGACAGUGCUUUGAAAGACAUGGCUAUUGUGAUGAAGCAACAGAACCGGGCUGAAGAAGCCAUUGAAGCCAUCAAGUCACUGAGACACCGGUGUUCGGAUCAAGCCCAAGAAUCUCUUGACAACAUUCUUUUGGAUCUUUACAAGAGAUGUGGAAGAUUGGAUGACCAAAUAGCACUUUUGAGGCACAAGUUGUACUUGAUUCAGCAAGGGAUGGCUUUCAAUGGAAAGCGCACCAAAACUGCCAGAUCUCAGGGGAAGAAAUUUCAAGUCUCUGUGGAACAAGAAGCCACUAGAUUACUGGGGAACUUGGGGUGGGCUUUAAUGCAGCAGAACAACUACAUUGAAGCUGAAGAUGCUUAUAGGCGUGCUCUAACAAUUGCACCGGAUAAUAACAAGAUGUGCAACCUUGGGAUUUGUCUAAUGAAGCAAGGAAGAAUUUCUGAGGCUAAAGAAAAUCUUCGCCGUGUUAAACCUGCAGUUGCAGAUGGUCCAAGAGGAACUGAUUCCCAUCUCAAAGCCUACGAAAGGGCUCAGCAGAUGCUCAAGGAUCUUGAGUCUGAGAUGAUGAACAAGGGCGGGGACCGGGUUGAGCAGAGCAGGCUUUUCGACGCCUUCCUUGGGUCUUCAUCGAUUUGGCAGCCACAGCCUUGCAGAGACCACCACCAUAGCAGCUUGCCAGUAACAACAGAUUCUGUCAAAACUCACCAAGAUGAGUUUGCUGAUGAGAAUAUCAAUUCAAACAUAAACAUAUUCACAAACCAGAUGGGGCUUCCUCAGCAUAAAAGUAUAAAGCAAGUUCCUCAAGCCCCUCCUCCUUUUGGAAACUCACUAAAUGUUGCUGCACAGCCUUACUACGCAAAGUUCAUGCCAGCCCCAACUAGCAAUCAAAUUGCUGAGACCCUUAAGAGAACAAGGUCUGGAAAUGCUGCCAAUUCAAUGAGAGUGACCGAUACGGCUGAGAUCACAAAGCCUACUGUGGAAUUGGGUGUACCAGAGAACAAGACCAGAAGAAGGCUCUCUCUUACAUCUGAAGAAACAGGGGACGAGUUAACAAAUUUGUUGCCCGACAACAAGGACUUCGAAGAGGCUAUCAUCUCUGCGGUUAUUGACCCAACUAAUGAAACUGGAAAGGUGAUUGGUACCAGCAACAGUUCCGGGAUCUUUCCGAAGAAGAUUGAAAAGAGGCUGAGGGUUUUUCAAGAUAUUACUCUCUCUUUGAGUCCAAGGGCCUGAACUAAUUUAAUCUAAUUAAUUAGUCUUCUAUAUUAAUCAUUUACCUUUAAACUCAUUUAAUUUGAAGAAUUGCAUAGUUUUUUUUAGGCUGGAGAUGAACUUGUUCUCCUUUCUUUAUCUUAUCUUCUGGGAGAGAAUAGAGUAUGUAGUUGAAGUUGUACGGGUAGAUUUAUUCUAUGUAUGCCUUGCAAAUUGUAAACAGGGCCAAUCUUUAACAGAACAAUAAUAAUAACGGCUCUUUUUCUACAA
Messenger RNA from Prunus avium (sweet cherry), 1869 nucleotides. Its product is annotated as Tetratricopeptide repeat (TPR)-like superfamily protein. Lineage: Eukaryota; Viridiplantae; Streptophyta; Magnoliopsida; Rosales; Rosaceae. Gene Ontology annotation, molecular function: protein binding. The record is from RefSeq and is a predicted model, not a curated record.